UGCAACGCCACGUCAACGCUGUAUAUUUGAGUUCGGACUGCAGGCAGAGAGCCAGAGAGAGAGAGAGAGAGAGAGAGAGAGAUGGAAGAAGAGGAAGGAAGUGAAACGCAGAGAAUGGUGAAGGAGAAGGCCGCUGGUGGUAGCAACGAAAGGGGAAAGCCAAAAGUGGUGGUGAUAAUGGGGCCAACGGGUUCGGGCAAAUCGCGGCUCGCCAUUGACCUUGCCUCCCACUUCCCCCUCGAAAUCAUCAACGCCGAUUCGAUGCAGUUAUCAUGACUUUGAUUCGCCGGAUGUUAGGUUUACCGGGGACUGGAUGUUCUCACCAAUAAAGUUCCUCUUCAAGACCAGAAAGGAGUGCCGCAUCAUCUUCUGGGCACGGUUAGCCCUAACCUCGAAUUCACAGCGAAGGAUUUCCGGGAUUCUGCUAUUCCUUAUUGAAGAUAUACUGUCUCGCAAUUGUGUACCCAUCAUUGUUGGAGGAACUAAUUACUAUAUCCAGGCUCUGAUGACUCCAUUCCUUCUGGAUGAUUCUCUUGAAGAUAUGGAUGAAUAUUGCCCAAGUGACUGCACUGGAGAUAAGCAACAAAAUUCUGAAUUGGAAUCAGGUCUUCUAGCAAGUCUGAGUUAUGAUUAUGAUUGUCUUAAGGAUCUUGAUCCAGCUGCGGCUAAUAGAAUCCAUCCCAAUGAUCAGAGAAAGAUCAAUCAAUACCUAAGCUUGUAUGGCCGUUAUGGUGUUCUUCCUAGCAAACUUCUUCAGGGAAAAGCUAUGGAGAACUGGGGUCGAGCACAAAAUUUCAGAUACAACUGCUGCUUUAUAUGUGUGGAUGCUUCUCUCCCUGUGCUGGACAAAUAUGUUGAACAAAGGGUUGAUCGCAUGGUAGAAGCUGGUUUACUUGAUGAGGUUUUUGAUAUAUACAACUUGAAUAUGGAUUAUACUCGAGGUUUGCGGCAGGCUAUUGGUGUUAGGGAAUUUGAGGAUUUUCUUAAAGCUUACCUCUUUGGAGGUCAAAAUGGCAAUGAAAAUGGACUGAAUCACCUUCAAAUGUGGCCAAACAAAGAUGAUCAGAUGUUGAAAGAAAACAUGACGAUAAUCCUGAAUUCCUUGGUUGAGAAUCAACUAAAUGUUUGCUUGAAAGAUGCCAUUGACAAAGUAAAAAUAAAUACCCGAAGACUUGUUCGUCGUCAAAAGAGGAGGCUUAACCGACUGCAGAUGCUGUUUGGCUGGAAUAUAAAUUACGUUGAUGCUACUGAAUCCUUAUUAGGUGCAACGAACGAUUCAUGGGCAGCAAACGUGGUUGAACCUUCUUCAGGAAUAAUCAGAUCUUUUUUAAGCGAGGCCGAGGACUUAGUGGACAACUUGGGGGCCAGGACUAGUACUGAAGGACAGGAAUUGAUCCAAAGGGACUUGUGGACUCAAUAUGUGUGUAAGGCUUGUGGAAAUCGGGUGCUCAGAGGCGGCCAUGAGUGGGAACAACAUAAACAGGGCCGGGCCCAUCGAAAACGCAUAUCUCGGCUUAAGAAGUCCGGAUGCUUUAUUGAGUAGUUGCAGUAUGAACUUGGCUCCAACGACUUUCAAGAAUAUGGUACUGAUACGGCACAGGCUUGGAUAGGUUAAUGUUAAAAGGUUGGAUAUUGAUUAGUGCAUUACUGCGAUUGUUUUUCCCAUUCAAUUUUAAUUUCCCCCCUGUUCCUUCUUCCUUUAGGUUUUUUUCCCAUGGUUUUUCAUCUGUACUGUACAGCAGGGUAGAACCCAAAACUGGCCCUUAUUUGGGCAGCCUUAAAUUUUGUUAGAUAUGAUAUGAUGUUCUAAAUA
Messenger RNA from Diospyros lotus (date-plum), 1813 nucleotides. Its product is annotated as tRNA dimethylallyltransferase 2. Gene Ontology annotation, molecular function: tRNA dimethylallyltransferase activity. Gene Ontology annotation, biological process: tRNA modification. The coding region runs from base 314 to 1543 and encodes 409 amino acids. The transcript is spliced from 11 exons. The record is from RefSeq and is a predicted model, not a curated record. Gene Ontology annotation, cellular component: mitochondrion. NCBI's taxonomy places the organism in Eukaryota, Viridiplantae, Streptophyta, Magnoliopsida, Ericales, Ebenaceae.